GAAAAAUAUCCAGUGAGCAGAAGCUCAGUGGAUGAGAAUGCUUUGUUGAUGUCAGAAGACAAUGACCAGACUACUUCCAGCUCUUCCAGGAAGGCUACAGGAAGUCAAAUAAACACUUGCUCACAACAGCUGAAGCUUGACGCAAACGGGCUACAGCAAGCGAGGAUGCAGUGUCCACCAAAAUUGGAUAAAGAUCAUUAGAACAUUAGAAAAACGCUGCCUGGUCUGAUAAGUCUGGAUUUCUGCUGCAACAUUCAGAUGUUCAGAAUAUGGAGUAAACAGCAUGAAAGCAAUGAUCAGUCCUGCUUUGUAUCAAAGGUCCAGACUGCAGGUGGUGUAAUGCUGUGGAGGAUAUUUUCUUGGUACACUCACAGGCACACUUACUACUAACUGAGCAUUGUUUAAACCCCACAGCUUUGCUGAGCAUUGAUGCUGACCAUGUCUGUCCCAACAGUGAAUCUAUCUCCUGAUGCCUGGUUCAAGCAGGAUAACACACCAUGCCACAAAACUAAGAUAAUCUCAAACUGGUUUCUUGAACAUGCCAAUGAGUUUGCUGUACUCAAAUGGUUUCCACAGUCAUCAGAUUUGAAUCUAGUAGAGCACCUUUGGAAUGUGUUGGAACAGGAGAUUCAUAUCAUGGAUGUGCAGAAGACUGCAGCAACUGUGUGAUGCUGUCAUGUUAAUAUGGACCAAAAUCUUUGAGGAAUGCUAAUGUUUCCUCUUUCCAUCACUCAGGUAUUAAAAAUCCACCAAUGGAAAAGUUUGUGAUUCAGGAUCGGAACAAACGUCGCUGCACCAGUGACACUCCAGCAGCAAGUCCGAGAAAAAAGAUUAAACAGGAAAGAGACGAGAAAAUGAAGGAGGAAGACUCUGAAGAUGAUGAGGAUACAGCCUUUGCAGAGUUCUCCAAUCCCGUUCCCUGGCAAAAAAUAGAAGCAGAGGGACUAGACUGUGAUUAUGCACUGCUUUUCUCUAAAGAGGAGGCAGACUGCCUUUUUACACAGCUGGAGGAGGAGGUGGUGUAUGCUACAGGUGAAGAGUCAAAGGUCCAGGUGUAUGGAAAGGUGUACAACAUACCAAGAAAGCAGGCCACGUAUGGAGACGCAGGCCUAACGUACACUUAUUCUGGGGUGAGGCGUAUAGCCUGCCCAUGGACUCCAACUUUGGAAUACAUUCGAGACACUGUCACUAAAACGACAGGACAGACAUUCAACUUUGUCUUGGUCAACAGGUACAAAGAUGGGCAGGAUCACAUGGGCGAGCACCAUGACGACGAGAAGGAGCUGGACCCCCGCUGUCCCAUCGCGUCAGUCUCUCUGGGAGCAGCGCGGGACUUCUUCUUCAAACACAGAGACUCGCGAGGAAAGCAGAGCCGCCGACAAAUUGAACCUGUGAAGCUGGAGCUCGCUCACGGAAGCCUGCUCCUCAUGAACCCGCCGACCAACACCUUCUGGUACCACAGCCUCCCUGUCCGCAAGAAGAUCCUCCUGCCUCGCAUUAACCUCACAUUCAGGCGCAUUCUGCUGGACAGCAAGCGUGAGAGCAAGCCAAAGCCAGGUGUAAGUUAGGGACAUGGCCAUGUGCACAGCCACUAACAGCACAGCUCCAAUUUAAGCAACUUGACACUCUGGAGGAAGACUGUCUUAUUUAUUUGUUUUCAGUGAAUCGGCAUCUAACUUUACUCAACUCAUAUUCAUGUUUCUGUUCGAAAAGAAGGCAAAGACUUCAGAUCAAUAAAUGUAAACAGUUAAGUUGACUUGUGAGAUUGUUUGUUCUCAUUGAUUGGACUGCUGCUGUACUCUAGCAGCUCUGGAAAGUAAAAGGUCACUGGGUUGCAUUUAAAGGAAAGGCAUGUAAACAAUGAAAAUGUACUUCUUAGUGGAUUGUGAGGUUGGUCCAAAUAGAGACUGCUUUAAUCAGACUUCUCUUUAAUGGGCUUAAUGGGUAUGAGAGGGGGGUGCAUGACUUCAGCAUCAGUUUGUUCCCUGGAUAUGGAAAUAUUUGUUAAUACAGGAGCUUUUUUUUAUGUUCCAGAGUUGUCAGAUUCCAAGGUUAUAUACACUCGCCAAUUUAUUAGGUUGGACCCCUUUUACCUUCAGAGUAGUCCCCACAUAUUUUGGUCCAUGUUGACAUGAUAGCAUCAUGUAGUUGUUUUAGAUCCAUGAUGCAAAUUUUCUGUUCGCCGCCACAUCCCAAAGGUGGUCUAUUAUAUUGCUGCCACAAUCAUUAGAUGGCAAAUUUUGGUAAGACUAUACCAAUUGUAGCCUCAAUUUUCUAUUGUUAGCUGAAAGGAGUAGCACCCAAUGUGGUCUCCUGCUGCUGUAGCCCAUCUGCUUUGCAGUUCCAGCAUUCAGAGAUGCUCUUCUGCAUGCCUUGGUUGUAACAAGUGGUUGAGUUACGGUUGCUUUCAGAUCAGCUGGAGGCAGUCUGGACAGUCUUCUCUGACUCUGGCACUUAGAACUGCAGCUCACUGGGUAUUUUCCUUUUCAGACCACACUCUGUAAACCUCAGAAAUGAUUGUGUGGGAAAGGUCCAAGUAGAUCAGCAAUUUGAUUAGGGUGAACAUUUGAUCAGAUAAAAGAUUUGCUGCCUUUGGUAUACCAGUAACAAG
Molecule: messenger RNA, 2611 nt
Organism: Neolamprologus brichardi
Lineage: Eukaryota; Metazoa; Chordata; Actinopteri; Cichliformes; Cichlidae
Gene: alkbh2
Product: alkB homolog 2, alpha-ketoglutarate dependent dioxygenase
Biological process (GO): DNA alkylation repair
Molecular function (GO): ferrous iron binding; cytosine C-5 DNA demethylase activity; broad specificity oxidative DNA demethylase activity
Source: RefSeq, a predicted model, not a curated record